GUCCAGUCUUGACUCUCGCUUCUACAGUCCCUAAUGCUGCAAAGGGCAUGAUUGCCGGGGAACACGCUUGUCGCCAGCUCUACUUGCCUGCUAACUGGUACCGUACCGAGCGUACUUGCUCUUUCUAUUUUUUUUAUCUUUUUUCCUUUUUAUUUUGCUUUUGUUCCAUGAGGCUAUCGCUCCUCCCUGGAAGACGAUCCAUCCAGACACAAAAGUCCCGCCCCAUUUCGGCCCAUAGACACCCAUCGAACUACACUUACAAACCAAAACUUUUCCCACUUAAUUUCUAGUCUUGGCUUUCCGCUUUUAGGAUUGGGAAAUCUUCUCGCGCCUGGAUUUGACGCCCCGGAUUUCCACUGCCCGUCCAGGUUCUCAUUGUCGUAUCCAGCACAUCUCCAUGUUUAUUAUUACUACCACGGCUGCAUACCCUCUUUGAAAUCUGACCGAUCCCAGUCCCCCGUCAUUCGUUCUCCGACCCGACCUUUUGGUUCUCCCAUUUACACACCCAACCGCACAGCAAUUUGCACUCGUUUUAUUUUUUUCUCUCCAAGCAACAGAGAAAAGAAUUCAACAACCAUCGACUCCCAUUGCCCUGCAUGGGUAUAUGCAACCCGCAUUCUCUUCGUUUCCAACUACCACCAUCACAUCACCGCAGCGCCAGAGUACUGUCUCUUGUGUGGCGGUGAGUACCCAAACCAGGAACUUUUGCGCCCUGAUCGACACCGCAUACCGAACCACAUAUCCAGGACUUGACACCGCCAGGGUUGGCUCCCUCCGAAGCAAUGUCUGAGCCACAUCAUUAUCAUCAUCAUGACCAAGGGGAGGAAUUCGAAGGGGCACCCUCGCGACAGGAGGCGGGCAGGUUAAAUAAGAGGGACUCGAAGCUUGCGUUGAGGAACUUGUUUCACAGAAACAGAUCAGCUACCGAAGCCGAACGAAUGUCGACUGUCGCUCCCAGAGAUACACCAACGAGGUCCGGAGGUCUGCGCGCCUCCAUCGCCAGUGUUAGCCACUGGCCCUAUGGACUGCAUAACGAUAAUGGCCAAGCCCAGCGGUCCGACGUGACGUUAUCCGGGUCCGCGGCCGGAUCUCCUCUCGCAUCUACCUUCCCGGCCCAAACUUUGAAACACAAGAAAUCAGCAAGUGCAGUGCGUGGGCACGCAUCGCCUAGAGCAUCAAGGGGAUCCCUGGCUGCCUGGGAUCCACCAACCCUUUGCCAAGUUUAUCCCCAAGCCAUCAAGCAAGCCCGUCUUCCUGCCUGUACCGCUUCAGCUGAGGCUAUACUCAGGCUGCAUCAACACAAGGGCAUCUUCUCGAUUAGCGACGCUUUUGGAUCAAGCUCAACAACAGCUGCAGAUGGGGCAACUCCGUCGACAGCAGGAGCUGACAGGUCCGAGAGAGGGAAGAGGAAGCACCGCCGCAAUACCUCUGGAUCGGUUGCCCUCAAGUUAGACUGGACGACCAAGUUUUUCGUGCUUAUUUCGGGAUACUUGCUCCAAUACACUGGGGAUGGGCCCUUGGACCGUCUGCCGGAGAAGAUCUUGCCGCUCGGAAAGGACUCAGCUGCCUUUGUAAGCGAUGUUAUUCCAGGACGUCACUGGGUAUUGCAGAUAACCGCCACAGCCGAUUCGGACUAUGCCGCCCCAGCAUCUCACGCCAGCUCAUUGCUUUCCCGGCUGCCUUUUCGAGGUGACAAAAGGCAGGCCUCCAACCUUUUGAUGGUAUUCGAGAACGCGCCCGAUAUGGAGAGUUGGUUGGCCACGCUUAGACGCGAAAUCGAAGGCCUCGGAGGAAAGAAGAAGGUCUCGGAGACAGGAAACACACAUUUCGACAAUGAGGCUUCAGAGCUUCGAAGCCAGACGAGCCAAAGAACUUUGGUAGUUGAUGAUUACGUCGGGACCAUGUCUGGUGAUGCGUGGGACGGACGCCAGAGCACCUCCAAUCUGGAUAUUAAUAUGGACUUCACUGAACGAGGUCAGUCCUUUGACGAGGCUGCGUCCACCGCUAGCGUAAUCUCUCAUGAUGGUAGACAGCUAGACGGACUUAGGGACAGUACUCAGCGGUUUUCAUAUCUGUCGUCCGGGCAGCGUACAGCCCUCACGUCAGCUGGGUCAUCACCAGCAUGUUCGCCUAUUCACGACUCUUUUGCAAACCUUCAGGACUCCAUUCCAGAGCUCACCGCCCUUGAUGACCAACCCCGACCGCGACCAAGACCGAAUGCAGCAGCGAUCAGUGACAGAAGACAGUCUCUGCAGACGUCGAAUCAUCUCCUCGAAAUGCGUCUCGCCGCCUCUCAUCCCCUCUCGAGUUUGAGCACGUGGAAUUUCGAUCCCAGCAGCCCUUCGAGCUCUAGCAAACGAUCCAGCCAGCGUUAUUCGCUCACUAGGUCAACAAAAUCCCUCCCGGAAGAGGAAGUUGAACCAUCUUCUCCACCUCCUCCGCUACCUUGUCAGAUGCGCGGCGGUUCACGGAGACCCCCGCCCUCGGCUCUGUGCCUCAACUCACGCCCGCUCUCUUUUGUGGUGGAUCAACCGUCGCCUGAAUCGCCGUCGCUUGAUAGGAAAGGUGUUUCAAUCGAAGUAGCUGAUGAGACAGCACCGGAACCGGAGUCCCUUUUCUCGUCUUGGGGAUUGCCGGACGCAACCAAGCAACGUUGUGACAGCGGCGAGGACUGGGAGAAUCUCUCUCCCACACAACCUGUCACACAUGGUAGCCCUGAAAAGAGGUCAGGCUAUGCUCCUCCAUCAUCAGUGGCUUUCCAAGACAUGCUCAGAUCCACUCCGUCCGUCGGCGAUUACCCAGGUAGCCCAUCGAAGCGCGCCGAUAGAAGAUUUAGUCUGCAGUCUCAGCUGUCAGAAAGGUCAAGCGAACCUGAUCGCAGUUUCCUUGAUCUGAGUGACCUCGGUGACGAUCUCGGCGACCUUCCCCAGAUAUCUUCAACUUCACUUUCGAAGCAGGGCUCGAGACCCGCGCCCCAUUUUAGGUCUUUGUCGGUUGCCAACGGCGGCUUGGGUUCGCGACGGAAUAAGACACAGCUGGCGGAAGGUCCCCCACCUGCUCCCCCGCCGAAUCGUGCCCUUCCUCCAAUCCCGAGAAAAUCGUCACUUCAAGUCUGUCACUCAGCAUAUUCACCUUGAGCUGUGAUUUGCAUUUACUCGUAUCUGGCGCCAUACCAUCAUUCAACGCAUCGCCAUUUCUGGACGUCUAGGAAGCACGACCACUGAAGUUUCCGAGUAUCUGUCAGCGACAAUACUUGCAGAGCAAAGGGCGCCUGGGGAUUCAACUGAUAGAGAUAAACCGCCAUCGAACCGCUGAUUGACUCCGUCACCAUUUCCUUUGUCUCUCUUUUUUCAAGGUCGGGUUCAGUCGAAAAACAAGAUACCGGUUAGAUGGAUGGAAUAAGGAUGCAGGAAGCAAGAUACUGGAUACCCAGGUGAUGAGGGUACAUUUAUACCACCGGCGACAUCCGGAACGUAACGUGUGAACGAUCUCCUUUGUCAGGUCGAUUUGGUGCGGGAUUUGUCUUUUUUUGCCAUAUACCUUGUAUUAUGUAAUGUUGGGGUACCUACUGUGUAUGUAGGUGAUUAAUUGAGGAGGUGAGUGUGGUGGGCAUGAAGGGCGGGGUGGUUUUCGAUUCUCAAUCGGAGGAGGGGGGUCACAGAGUCAGAAGAAAGCUGGUGCCCGGCAGGCUCCGUGGCCAACUUAGAUAGCAGUGAGUUUAGAGCAUCAGAUAUGGAUGCUUGGAGAAAUCUGAAUCGAGUUCAAACUCUC
Molecule: messenger RNA, 3771 nt
Organism: Neurospora crassa OR74A
Lineage: Eukaryota; Fungi; Ascomycota; Sordariomycetes; Sordariales; Sordariaceae
Exons: 1
Coding region: 783-3137 (784 amino acids)
Source: RefSeq, a predicted model, not a curated record